AUGGCUGCACAGAGAGCUGUGCAGCUGUCCCUGAAGAAGCCCACCUAUGCUGUGUGUGUGGUGGGAGUUGAGACCCUCGUGGACAUUCACAGGGAUGUGCCCAAGGGUGCCAAGACCUUUGAGGUCACUGGGAGCUCCGGGGUGAAUGUCUUCGUGGUCUACAACCCGGCACGGGUCACGAAGCCCAUGGGCAAGGCCCCCUGGCCCCUGGAGGCUAACGUGGAUGUGGUCGUAUCUGUGGAUGCAGCCAGUAAGGACUUAAAUGAUCUCAAGGUGAAGGUCUCCUACUUUGGGCAGCAUGAGGACAGUGCCCUGGGCCAUGGGGUACUCUACCUCACUGGCAUCGAUAUCUCCCUCGAUGUGGACAUGAGCCGCACAGGCAAGGUGAAGAGGAGCCGAGGUGACAAGAAAACCUGGCGUUGGGGCCCUGAGGGCUAUGGGGCUGUCCUGCUGGUGAACUGUGACCGGGACAGUCAUACGUCCAGGGAGCCUGACCUUGCCAACAGGCAGCUGGCGUCACUGGCCGAUCUGCAGGACAUGUCCCCAAUGGUGUUGAGCUGUGACGGCCCCGACAAGAUCUUUGACAACCACAAGCUGGUCUUGAACGUGCCCUGGUCUGAUUCCGAAAGAGUAGGGGUCUUCUGUGCUCGAGGUGGGAAUUUUCUCUCCGACUACAAGCAGGUGCUGGGACGCUACCACCUGUCCUACGAGAUUGAGCGGCAGCCGGGGGAGCGGGAGAUCAGCUUCUACGUGGAGGGGCUUGCCUUCCCGGAUGCCGAUUUCCUGGGGCUGGUCUCCCUCAGUGUCAGCCUGGUGGACACGGAGAUCCUGCCCGAGGUGCACCUCUUCACAGACACCGUGACCUUCCGCCUAGCCCCUUGGAUCAUGACCCCCAACACCCAGCCCCCGCUGGAGCUGUAUGUGUGCAGUGUGACGGACUCUCAUGGCUCCAAUGAGAAAUUUCUGGAUGACAUGGCUUACCUGGCAUUGAAAGCCAACUGCAAACUGAUCAUCUGCCCUCAGACUGAAAACCGGAAUGACCGCUGGAUCCAGGACGAGGUGGAGUUUGGCUACAUUGAGGCUCCUCACAAAUCCUUCCCUGUGGUCUUUGACUCCCCCCGAAACAGAGGCCUGAAGGAUUUCCCCUAUAAGAAGAUCCUGGGCCCUGACUUUGGCUAUGUAACGCGGGAGAUCCAGUUUGGCAGUGCCUCCAGCCUCGACUCCUUCGGGAACCUGGAUGUCAGCCCACCCGUCACGGUGGGCGGCAAGGAGUACCCCCUGGGCCGGAUCCUCAUCGGCAGCAGCUACCCCAAGUCCAGAGGUUUGACGAUGACCAAGGUGGUGCGCAACUUCCUGCAGGCCCAGCAGGUGCAGGCGCCUGUGGAGCUCUACUCGGAUUGGCUCUCUGUGGGCCACGUGGACGAGUUCCUGAGCUUUGUGCCCACCUCAGACCAAAAGGGCUUCCGUUUGCUCCUGGCCAGCCCCACCGCCUGCCUCAAACUGUUCCAGGAGAAGAAAGAGGAGGGCUACGGGGAGGCCGCCCAGUUCGAUGAGUUGAAAUAUCAGAGGAAGAGAAGCAUUAAUGAGAUGCUGGCGGACAGAAGCCUCCGGCAUGAUAGUCUGUAUGUACAGAAAUGCAUCGACUGGAACCGCCAGGUGCUGAAGCAGGAGCUGGGCCUGACAGAGCGCGACAUCAUCGACAUCCCCCAGCUCUUCACUCUGAAGGGCUCCUAUGCAGAAGCCUUCUUCCCAGACAUGGUCAACAUGGUGGUCUUAGGGAAGUACCUGGGCAUCCCCAAGCCCUUUGGGCCCAUCAUCAAUGGCCACUGCUGUCUGGAGGAGAAGGUGCGGUCCCUGCUGGAGCCGCUGGGCCUGCAUUGCAUCUUCAUCGAUGACUACUUGUCCUAUCACAAGCUGCUCGGGGAGAUCCACUGCGGCACCAAUGUGCGCCGGAAGCCGUUUCCCUUCAAGUGGUGGAACAUGGUGCCCUGA
Trichechus manatus latirostris (Florida manatee) is the source of this 1992-nucleotide messenger RNA. Its product is annotated as protein-arginine deiminase type-1. The transcript has 16 exons. The record is from RefSeq and is a predicted model, not a curated record. Bases 1 to 1992 code for a protein of 663 amino acids. NCBI's taxonomy places the organism in Eukaryota, Metazoa, Chordata, Mammalia, Sirenia, Trichechidae. Gene Ontology annotation, molecular function: calcium ion binding; protein-arginine deiminase activity. Gene Ontology annotation, cellular component: nucleus; cytoplasm.